This is a messenger RNA of Seminavis robusta, 2821 nucleotides long. NCBI's taxonomy places the organism in Eukaryota, Bacillariophyta, Bacillariophyceae, Naviculales, Naviculaceae. The record is from the annotation of a GenBank genome assembly.
GCAACGGAAUUCUUGGAUGCGGUCAUCCUCGUUUGACAUCAAAUUUCACUGUGACUUGAAUACCGGACAUUAAAUCUUUCGGAUAAUGGAUCUUUCGCAUUCAUUUUUCUCAAUCCAAGUCAGGGGAACCUCGAUCGAGAACAUCGACAUGCAGCUGUGUAUCACAUAUCACUGCAGCAUGCGACAGCGUAUCAUCCAUUGCAAUAUCAGAAUGCACAACAGAUCUCUUCAUUGAUUGAUUGGAUCCUUGCUGCUCUGUCCCUUGCUCGAUUUUACCCGAUUGCUGUCUCGUUGAUCAUUGAUCGUAUUGUACCUAUCCAGAAGAUGAAAUUCUGGAGCUUGUUCACAAACGUUCUUGUCUUGAGUUUGGCAAGGGCGGAUGACGACACUGACACUGUGGUUCGCUGGAGUUCCACGGGAGGAGGAUGGAGGGCCAUGUUUGCCUGUGUGGGCUUUGCCAAUGUCUUUCAGCAAGCAGGAUUGAUGAGUGAAGAUUCCUCACUCUUCUCGGCCAUUGCCACCAACAGUGGAGCCUCUUGGUUUUUGGUGCAGCUCUUCUACUCCCAAGCCUUUUAUGAUCAGACUGUCAUGGCAGAAUCUCCAGAAGACCUCUACAAUUUUACCAUGCAGUGGAUGGGAACCUACGAAGCAUUUGCCCUUGAAGUGGUUCCCAAUGGCACAGAUAUCAAUGAGGCACUGGGAAUUGAUUUGGCUGCGCUGCACACUGGCACCGAACGCGAACAAUUCGAAUACAAUGUCGUUACCCAGCUCAGCGAAUUCUGGGGUCUCUACUAUAACAGCAAUGCCAGUUGGGCCCAUUUUGUGGAUACCAUGCUGUCACGGGCCACCGAUGAGUUGGGACACAAGGGCGUCUUUGCCGAUAUCCAGGCCAAUCCCGAAAAUCGGAUUCCAGCCUUACAAUCGACCGAUAUGCUCAUUCAAUCCACUCUGGCACCGGGAUCCAAAAUUCGAUUGGGGCCCCAUCGUGGUACCGGCACGACGACGACCGAAGAAGAGUUAUCGGAAGAAUUUGAAUUUGAAUUUGAAGACGAAUACUACGACCCAGCCGAGAAAUGGAACUAUUUAAAGCCACUCUUUGGGGAUAUUGACAAUCAAGAUCUCAUGGUCUACCUGGGACCGCUAGUACAAGAAGGUGAAGAGAACGCCACCAAUUGGGCACUCUACAGUGUCGGUAUCUCGACGGCGUAUAUUGUCAAUGAUACUUUUGCUGGAUUUCAAUACAGUACAUUUGAUUCUCCAUCUUCCACUGAAUUGGCCACCUAUGUUUCUCCGACCAGUCGAUUCUGGAAGUGGAACGACUGGGAAAGCUACUACUUGUGGCCCAACGAAGGCUUUUGGACGCUGCCCACUCCAAAUGCCACUGCUCGAAUUGACCAAGAUUUGGUGGAACAGUACAAGUCUCAAGCCGUCAACAUGACAUCCACGGGGACACUGGCACCACCCUUUGGUGGAGGAGCGGCCUCGGUCAUUCAAGCUGCCUCCAUUAGUUCGGCCGCGGCGGGACCCCUCUCUCCCGCGGCUCCCACCUUGUUUGCCCAAGCGCUCAGUUUGCAACGCCAGAAGGUACGAGACGGGCUCGAAACAGACACCGAUUUGGCCGCUGUGGCUGGGCUGACGGCCUAUGACUUGGCCGCCGGAGAUAUUUACAAGAAUGGAGUGUUCGAUGAUUUUUCCGUGUGCAGUCAGUGGCCCAAUCCCUGUGGACCCGCCGACGGCCAGUUUCUCGAUGGGGCCUUCAGCGAUAAUCCUUCUGUUGCCAUCAAUGUGGCCCAGUAUCAUCAAACGGGUGGGGAUCUCAGCAAGACCAUGAAACUGGUGCUAACCAACACCAAUCAAGAUCUUGUGCCCGGGUCGUAUGAUACAGAUCAGAUCCUGCAAUACUUUGAUUGCUCCUUUAAUCAUGAUGUUUCACCGGGUGACUAUGUGUGGCUACCUGGGUUUGUGGUCCCAUACCGAUCACCACAGAUUUUUGAAGAAACGUUGACCGUUGGCGAUUUCAUUAUUGCUGUACAACCCAUGGAGGAUUCCAACAUGUCCACAGCCAUUUUGUACGGAACAACCAUUGACAAUGCAGCUUUUGGAGUCCAGGCUGGGCAAUCUGUGGAAAUCUUGGUGAUCAAUACAAACACCCCCAUCACUACAUUUAUUGCUGGCGCCACGAUUAUCGAAAUGCAGAUGGAACCACUGGCGGCCAUGGUCCAGGACAUUGCGUCCAGUCAAGAAUUGGUGGCCCGCGUCAAAGAUUUCCUUGGGAUCUUGGAGGAAAACGAGAAUGGAGAGGAAAUAUCAAGGUCAAAAGCGGGGGAAGCGGAAAACGUAGACAAACCUGAUUCAGGGGAAGAACCAAAUGUUGGAAUGACACUUCGAUCCACUUCUGAUGCAGGAACUUCUCGGGCUCUCUGUCCCUUGUGGGCAGUUGGGUUGCUUUGCAGUGGCUACCUGCUGUUGGUCUAGCUAGGUUGCUAGUUUGCAUGUGUCUUGUCUGUACGUAAUGUCUCUCUCUCUCUUUGUGUCUUUGUUUGCGAUGGAAAAGAAGAUGGCAACAAGUGGUCCAAUGCAACAAGAUUAAGCCAGUGGAGCUAAAACUCCCCAGCAGCAGGGUUCCUGGAGAAGAAGGUACCCCAGUUAGGAUAAUUUGUGCAGAUACCCCUAGUAUAAUCUAUGUAAGAACCGCCAGGUGUAGAAGCUGAUAUCAAAAUGAAGACAAAGAAGGAUCAUCUGCUGGUAUACUGCUGUGGCUGACUUGAGGGUUUCUGUGCAGCAGCAGAACCCCUAGGAAAAAUAUGUAGCUUUUGCUGGC